UCUCCACUCGUCUCUUUGCUGUCCUGAGAUUCGAAAGUGUUAUCCAUGAGUUCGAUCCGUAUUUUAAUUAUCGGACUACCCGGUUCCUGGCUGAGGAGGGAUUUUAUAAAUUCCAUAACUGGUUUGAUGACCGGGCUUGGUACCCUUUGGGACGAAUCAUUGGAGGAACAAUUUAUCCAGGCUUAAUGAUCACCUCUGCUGCAAUCUACCAUGUUCUCCAUUUUUUCCACAUCACCAUCGACAUUCGGAAUGUCUGUGUGUUCCUGGCCCCACUCUUCUCUUCCUUCACCACCAUCGUCACGUACCACCUUACCAAAGAGCUCAAGGAUGCAGGGGCUGGACUUCUUGCUGCUGCCAUGAUUGCUGUAGUUCCUGGAUAUAUCUCCCGAUCUGUGGCUGGUUCCUAUGAUAAUGAAGGGAUUGCCAUCUUUUGCAUGCUCCUCACCUACUACAUGUGGAUCAAGGCAGUGAAGACUGGUUCYAUCUAUUGGGCAGCCAAGUGUGCUCUUGCGUAUUUCUACAUGGUUUCCUCAUGGGGAGGUUAUGUGUUCCUGAUCAACUUGAUUCCUCUUCAUGUUCUGGUGCUGAUGCUCACAGGCCGUUUCUCCCACCGGAUUUAUGUGGCCUAUUGCACAGUUUACURCCUGGGCACCAUUCUUUCCAUGCAGAUCUCCUUUGUGGGUUUCCAGCCUGUCCUUUCAUCAGAGCACAUGGCAGCCUUUGGAGUCUUUGGUCUUUGCCAGAUCCAUGCCUUUGUGGAUUACCUGCGCAGCAAAUUAAAUCCACAGCAAUUUGAAGUUCUUUUCCGUAGUGUCAUAUCCCUGGUAGGCUUUGUCCUACUCACUGUGGGAGCUCUCCUCAUGCUGACAGGAAAAAUAUCUCCAUGGACGGGGCGUUUCUACUCACUGCUGGAUCCUUCUUAUGCUAAGAACAACAUCCCCAUCAUUGCUUCUGUGUCCGAGCAUCAGCCCACAACCUGGUCUUCCUACUAUUUUGAUCUGCAGCUCCUCGUUUUCAUGUUUCCAGUUGGUCUCUAUUACUGCUUUAGCAACCUGUCUGAUGCCCGGAUUUUUAUCAUCAUGUAUGGUGUGACCAGCAUGUACUUUUCAGCUGUAAUGGUACGUCUAAUGUUGGUGUUAGCACCUGUUAUGUGCAUUCUUUCUGGCAUUGGAGUCUCUCAGGUGCUGUCCACAUAUAUGAAGAAUCUGGACAUAAGUCGCCCAGACAAGAAAAGCAAGAAGCAACAGGAUUCUACUUACCCUAUUAAGAAUGAAGUGGCAAGUGGGAUGAUAUUGGUCAUGGCUUUUUUUCUCAUCACCUACACCUUUCAUUCAACCUGGGUGACCAGCGAGGCCUAUUCUUCUCCUUCCAUUGUAUUGUCUGCCCGUGGUGGGGAUGGCAGUAGGAUCAUUUUUGAUGACUUCCGAGAAGCAUAUUAUUGGCUUCGUCACAAUACUCCAGAGGAUGCAAAGGUCAUGUCAUGGUGGGAUUAUGGCUACCAGAUUACAGCUAUGGCAAACAGGACAAUUUUAGUGGACAAUAAUACAUGGAAUAAUACCCAUAUUUCUCGAGUAGGGCAGGCAAUGGCAUCAUCUGAAGAAAAAGCCUAUGAGAUCAUGARGGAGCUUGAUGUCAGCUAUGUGCUUGUCAUUUUUGGAGGCCUUACUGGGUAUUCCUCUGAUGAUAUCAACAAGUUUCUUUGGAUGGUUCGGAUUGGAGGGAGCACAGACACAGGCAAACAUAUCAAGGAGAAUGACUAUUAUACUCCAACUGGGGAAUUCCGUGUGGACCGUGAGGGUUCUCCAGUGCUGCUCAACUGCCUUAUGUACAAGAUGUGUUACUACCGCUUUGGGCAGGUCUACACAGAAGCCAAACGCCCACCAGGCUUUGACCGUGUCCGAAAUGCUGAGAUUGGUAAUAAAGACUUUGAGCUUGAUGUCCUGGAGGAAGCAUAUACCACAGAACAUUGGCUGGUCAGGAUAUACAAGGUAAAGGACCUGGAUAAUCGAGGCCUGUCAAGGACGUAAAUGUCACAUCCAGCUAUGAUACGCUUUGCACUGAGCGCCUCAUAUUUAGAAUGUUGAAGAUUUUUUUUUUAUAUGCAGUUUAUAAGAACAGAGCCGGAUGGCAUUAGAAUCGUCUGGAAGUUUUGCCCUGGACAGUAUGGGCUGGGCCAAAAUGGAAUGAUUUUUAUAAUUCUGAGCAGGUUACCAAAUGAAAUGUCACGGAUUUACUUUGGUCAAUUAAAGGGGGGAAUUUUUUU
Molecule: messenger RNA, 2263 nt
Organism: Urocitellus parryii (Arctic ground squirrel)
Lineage: Eukaryota; Metazoa; Chordata; Mammalia; Rodentia; Sciuridae
Source: RefSeq, a predicted model, not a curated record